Leptosomus discolor (cuckoo roller) is the source of this 1595-nucleotide messenger RNA. NCBI's taxonomy places the organism in Eukaryota, Metazoa, Chordata, Aves, Leptosomiformes, Leptosomidae. The record is from RefSeq and is a predicted model, not a curated record.
AUGGAUUGUUUGUGGUUCUGCAUGCACUGGGUACUGUUCUUUUACGUUCUGAGGAUGUUUUUGUGGUAUCUAAUUCUCUCCUGCUUCCUUAGGGCGGUGUGCAAGAAGUUUGGGCUACAUGUGAGCCGGCUGAUGUUGGCCUUCUUAGUACUCAGCACUGGAAUGUUUUGCUCCUCGGCAGCUUUCCUCCCAAGCAGUUUCUGCAUGUACACCACGGUGAUUGCCAUGACUGGCUGGUAUAUGGACAAGACCUCUGUAGCAGUGCUGGGGGUGGCUGCUGGAGCCCUUCUGGGCUGGCCCUUCAGUGCAGCUCUUGGGCUUCCUAUUGCCUUUGACUUGUUGAUAUUGAAGCAGAGGUGGAAAAGUUUCCUAAACUGGUGUGUGGUGUCAUUGAUCCUGUUCUUGGUGCCCUUGGUAGUUGUGGACAGCUAUUACUAUGGGAAGCUGGUAGUUGCACCUCUCAACAUUGUUUUAUACAAUGUCUUCACCUCUCACGGACCUGAUCUCUACGGUACGGAACCCUGGUCCUUCUAUUUCAUCAACGGCUUUCUGAACUUCAACGUGGCAUUUAUUUUGGCGCUGCUUGUGCUGCCACUGACUUGUCUCAUGGAGUGUCUGCUUCAGAAAUUUCAUGUUCAGAAUCUGGGCCGUCCCUACUGGCUGACACUAGCUCCUAUGUACCUUUGGAUCAUGAUUUUCUUCAGUCAGCCCCACAAAGAAGAACGGUUUCUCUUUCCCAUCUAUCCCCUCAUCUGUCUCUGUGGUGCUGUGGCUCUGUCUGCUCUUCAGAAAUGUUACCACUUCAUAUUCCAGCGUUACCGCCUGGAACACUACACGGUCUCCUCCAACUGGCUAGCUCUGGGCACUGUCUUUCUUUUUGGCCUUUUAUCAUUGUCACGCUCUGUUGCCUUAUUCAGAGGCUACCACGGGCCCCUGGACCUAUACCCAGAAUUUCACAGGAUUGCUACUGACCCCAGCAUUCACACUGUGCCAGAGGGGAGACCGGUUAAUGUCUGCGUGGGAAAGGAGUGGCACAGAUUUCCAAGCAGCUUUCUCCUGCCAGAUAAUUGGCAGCUCCAGUUCAUCCUGUCAGAAUUCAGGGGCCAGUUACCAAAACCGUUUGCCAAGGGACCAAUGGCCACACGGAUCAUUCCCACUGACAUGAAUGACCAAAACAAGGAAGAGCCAUCUCGAUAUAUUGACAUUUCCAAAUGCCACUAUCUGGUGGACUUGGAUACAGCAGCUGAAACCCCAAGGGAGCCAAGGUAUUCCUCCAACAAAGAAGAGUGGGUAACCAUUGCCUACAAGCCGUUCCUAGAUGCUUCCAGGUCCUCCAAGCUGCUGCGUGCAUUCUACAUCCCUCUCCUCUCAGAACAGUACACAUGGUAUGCAAACUAUACUAUUCUGAAAUCCCGGAGGUCGAAGCAAACCAGGAAAAAAGUGGGAGGCUAGCAACACACCUGGGCAACAAAACCAAAAGCAUCUGCUGACACUCUUGGACAGCUGCCUAAAGCCAUCUUCAGUUUCCUUUUUGAAAGAUUGCGCUUGUAAGAUUCACUAAUAAAGAUCUCCCGUGAAGUGAUUUCACUCUGCAA